Molecule: messenger RNA, 381 nt
Organism: Lachnellula hyalina
Lineage: Eukaryota; Fungi; Ascomycota; Leotiomycetes; Helotiales; Lachnaceae
Gene: YCL012C
Product: UPF0357 protein
Exons: 2
Coding region: 1-381 (126 amino acids)
Source: RefSeq, a predicted model, not a curated record
AUGGCCUAUUUACUCUACACCUCCGUCUUUGUCCUCCUCAUCCUCUCCACGGCCCUCUUCCUCACACGAUCCCACUGGCUAUCACAUAUGCCGUCUCUACCAGGCACCUCGUACCUCUACUCCCGACUCCCCUCGUCUUUCUCGAGCGACAUGGAAGCCGGUCUCUCUUCCUCUGAUUUCGACUUGUCUGGGAAUGUCGCGGCUGGUGAUUCGAGGGCGGGAUUAGAUAAUGCUAGUAAGAAGGAGAUCCAGAAGAUUAUGAAGAAUAAGAGAGUGAACUUUGAUGAGGCGAGGAGGAUCUAUACGGAAGGACGAUUUGCGAAGAAUAAUAUCGGACCAGAUGGAAGACCAAGGGAUCCGAAAUUCGUCAGUUUCUCAUAG